Molecule: messenger RNA, 396 nt
Organism: Sporothrix schenckii 1099-18
Lineage: Eukaryota; Fungi; Ascomycota; Sordariomycetes; Ophiostomatales; Ophiostomataceae
Exons: 2
Coding region: 1-396 (131 amino acids)
Source: RefSeq, a predicted model, not a curated record
AUGGUCCGUGCUGGCUAUGGAGCUAUUCCUGAUAGUGGUCGCCGCCGCAGCGGAUUGUCCUGCGCCUGCAGACCAUGUCUUGGCCAUGGCAAUGGGCGUACAUACCGAGUCCCGUUCGAAAAUACGUCCGAAGAAUGGAUUCAGGGCGCUGUUCGGGGCGAGAUGAAAGCGCCACCGCAAGACCUUUGCAAGGCCUACUUCGGCUCACUUCAGCUCACGCUUCGGCGCCCGCUUUCUGCUCUUGAGACAGCUGUGUUUCUCUAUAUGAGGACCGCGUCGGCCGACCGCAGUGCUGCUGGAGCUUCUGUUGCUGGAGUUAUUGCUGGAGUUGUUGUGUGGCACAUUGACGUUGUAGUGUUUGGACAAAAGAACAACUGGUGGGACGGAGGGAAAUAA